AUGGCGCUGUCUCGGUACUUUCUAUUCUUUCUUCAGCUAAUUCCGCCUAUAUUAUGCCUAACAUGCGUGGAGGAGAUCUCAAAGUCGCCAUACGUUAAUGAUAGCAAACCCAGAACAUGCGAGGGCGACAUGUGUUGGGUGAUGUUUAUGCAGCACGACAAUCGAACGUAUCGCCAAUGUAUGUCGGGUUUUUCCUAUGAGCCGGGUUGCCGUUUGGACUUUUUCGACAACAAACCGUCGAAUUUGGGGUGGCUUUGUAUGUGCAAUCACGCGGAUAAGUGCAACGCGGGUUCUCCCGUGUUCACCCCCGGCCCGGAAAACGUCACUUCAAGCCGUGCGGCUGCCGUUGCCGGAAAAAGCUUACCCACCACCGAUUUCCGGCCCACGAAUUUAUGUUACACUUAUCACCUCGACAGCUCUUCGCAAGUGGCACCUGAUGUCACCGUGCUUCCGGACCCUAGUAAGACACGCCUCGCUUCUAACACGACAAUGACGGCUGAAGUGUGCAUGGUUCGCAUCCCGGAAACGCUGGGAACCUGCAAAUUUUCUACUGGCGAUCCCUGCCUGGAAUCGAAUCAAACUUUCAUCGGCAUCGGCUCACUUCCCUACACCUCCUAUACCAUGAAUCUCCUCGAGGUGGCGAUGAUCGACAAAACCAUGCCGGUAUAUAUGGGCGGAAUCUAUGCAUCCCAAUUUGACACCAAGAACAAGGAGACAUUAAUGCUGUGUGCAGAGACAAAUUGCAACUACUGGACCGACUCCUUUCGCUUGUACGACAAAAAUGUUACGUGCAUGGUUGGAACGGAAAAGAGCAACACGACUUGCAAGGCGCAAUCUUGUAUCCAGGUGGCUGAUGCCACGGGUAAAAUCGUGAAGAACGGGUGUUUCUGGCAAGACGACACGAAAGCGGAGCAUUCUUUUAAGGCUGGAAAAUACUCGCUCUCCUCCUCGACGUUGAUGUAUAUUUGCACCGAGGAUUUUUGCAACGAGGGGUCGAUUUAUCUGGGCUUUACCAGGACGACAAUGCCGCCGACAGCAGCAACUACGUCUCAGGCGCUUGUGACGACUACGAAAAGCGGGAAUUCUUGCGUUAACGGUUAUAUCAGUUUCAUGUUGGUAUUGCAUAGAAUUAUGUGCGCAUGGAUU
Messenger RNA from Mesorhabditis spiculigera, 1146 nucleotides. The record is from the annotation of a GenBank genome assembly. NCBI's taxonomy places the organism in Eukaryota, Metazoa, Nematoda, Chromadorea, Rhabditida, Rhabditidae.